Messenger RNA from Monopterus albus (swamp eel), 1931 nucleotides. It is a transcript of the gene e2f2, whose product is annotated as E2F transcription factor 2. Gene Ontology annotation, cellular component: RNA polymerase II transcription regulator complex. Lineage: Eukaryota; Metazoa; Chordata; Actinopteri; Synbranchiformes; Synbranchidae. The record is from RefSeq and is a predicted model, not a curated record. The transcript has 8 exons. Gene Ontology annotation, biological process: regulation of transcription by RNA polymerase II. Bases 309 to 1646 code for a protein of 445 amino acids. Gene Ontology annotation, molecular function: protein dimerization activity; RNA polymerase II cis-regulatory region sequence-specific DNA binding; DNA-binding transcription factor activity, RNA polymerase II-specific.
UUCGCGGGACGACGUUUGGCGCUAAAAAGUACGCUGUUCUACCCCAGUUUGUGCCUGUUUGUGUGGAGAGCGGAGCUCCGCGGUGGACGCACGCAAGUCACAAUCCGGUUCAUGAUUCCGCAUCGGAGGGGCUCACAGUAGGUUGUAAAUCUCCACAGCUGAAACCCGAUUUCAGCGAAACCCGGGAGCCUUGUUGUAUUGGACUUUAAAAUACUAAAGUUUAAAAAGUUAUUUAUUUAAUCAGGCAGCGGCAGUUGGAAGCCAAGUUUCCGCUGCACUUUGUUACGGGACAAAGUUUACUCAGGAACAUGAUGCGGAUGCCUAAAGGCGUCUCUCCGGCAUCGGGUCGGCCAACAGCGGGACUGUCUGGCUCUCAGCAGAAGAUGGUGUUGCCCGCAGCAGUGAAGACCGAGUUCUUCAGCACCGGACUGUCCAGCCCACCGAUGAGCACGAUACCAACCGGCUAUUUCACCCAGAUCUGCAACACCGCCGCGGCCGAACAAAGAGCCAACAGCCUGUAUUCAACCCCCCACGGACCAGAUGCAGAACCCAUCAGAUCGUCCUCCGGGCGACUGCCGGCUAAAAGGAAGCUGGAUCUAGAGGACCCUCUUUACCUCCCAGAGUUCCGCACACCAAAAGGCAAAGGCAGUAUCGCAGCAAGGAUACCAAGUCCAAGGACUCCAAAGUCUCCAGGUGAACGAACACGGUAUGACACCUCACUGGGUCUUCUGACCAAGAAAUUUGUGGGUCUGAUCGCCGAGUCUCCCGACGGAGUUCUUGACCUGAACUGGGCCACUGAGGUUCUGGAGGUUCAGAAGAGACGCAUCUAUGAUAUCACCAAUGUCCUGGAGGGAGUCCAACUGAUUAGAAAAAAAUCAAAGAACAACAUCCAGUGGCUUGUUGGAGAUGUAUUUGAGGGCAGUGCAGCUGAGGGAGAGAAGGCUUGUGCACUGAGGAAAGAGCUGGGAGACUUGGAGAGAGCAGAGAGACGUCUGGAUGAACUGAUUCACUCCAGCACCACACAGCUCAAACAGCUCACUGAGUACAAAGAGAGUCAGAGGUUGGGUUAUGUAACGUACCAGGACAUCCGCUCAAUUGGCAGUCUCAGAGACCAGACAGUCAUUGCUGUCAAGGCUCCUGCCGAGACCAAGCUCGAGGUGCCAGACACAGCAGGGGGGUCGUUACAGAUCUAUUUAAAGAGUAAGAACGGCCCCAUUGAGGUCUACCUCUGUCCAGAGGAAGGUCUUGAAGAUGCUAGCCCAAUCAAGAGCGCUGCAACCCCUAAAAAGGAGUUUCCUCCACCCCCCUGCCCUCUCACUGCAACCCCAACAGCACCACCAAGUUACUGCAUCAAAGAGGAGCCUGCUGACUCCAACAUGUCUGCAGCAGCUCCAGCUGCCUCCUCAACUGCAGCAUCCAGGUCCUCUCUGCUUGAUGUAGAAGGUCUGCUGGGUUUGCCCCCCAGCCUGCUCCAGAUGACAGAGGACCAGCUUCCUGGCACCUCAUUCAUCUCUGAUCCCAAUAACCAGUUCGUCAGUUUCUCGCCACCCUUGGACCAUGACGACUACCUCUGGAGCCUGGAGGAUGGCGAGGGAGUGUCAGAUUGCUUUGACACCUAUGAUCUUGGGGAUUUGUUGAAGAGCUGAGGUACAGGUGAAGGAAGGAGAAAAUUUAGAGGAAAGAGAGGGCAAUGUUGAAUUGAAAGCCUUCUCUAGGAAACAUUACACUAUGAAACCAUUACUCUCUGGGUUUGCCACGCCUGCUUUUAUGCCAUUGAAUCCAAAGGAGGCUUUUUACCUCCUUUGUUUAUUUGUAGUAAAGUAAAAAAUCACAUAUUGUACAUAUUAUUAUAAAAUGAGCAGACUGUGGGGAUGGCUGUGAUCUCUUAUUGUAAGGAAACCAUUAAAAAGCAGGGGUUGUUUUGGACUUUA